AUGGCAAACUAUGCUGAUUACCUGGCUCAUUUCAACUUCGAUGUAAUCUAUAAACCAACCAAACUGAACACCAACGCCGAUUAUUGUUCCCGCAUUCCGAGCAGAACAACUCAGUCCAACGUCAACAUUCUGUCUAGCGAGGAAAGAGAUGACGAAGAUGGAUUCGAACGGUUUGCCCUUCUUCAGAUACAGCAACUCCCACUGCGAGCCGAUACCAUAGCACGCGAAACACGGAAGGAUCCGCAGCUCGGGAAAAUUGUUCGAGAAUCGGAAUUGGGUCGUAACCUUACACAGUUAGGCUACAAGGCGCCAGAGACAAAAUAUGCGAUAGUCGCCAAUUGCUUGCUAUUCGAACAUCGAGUAGUUAUUCCAGCUGUUCUUCGCCAGGCAAUCCUACACGAUUUGCAUACAGCACACUUCGGUGUCGUCAAGAUGAAAGGACUGGCGCGAUCAUAUGUUUAUUGGCCAGGAAUCGACGCGGACAUAGAACGAACAGCAAAGUCAUGUAUGGAGUGCGCGCGUUUUGCACCGGCACCGCCAAAGUUCAGUAUUCACCACUGGGAAUAUCCAAACGGGCCGUGGGAACGAAUUCACAUCGAUUAUGCCGGUCCCGUUGCUGGUGUAAUGCUAGUAAUAAUCGUCGAUGCAUUCAGUAAAUGGUGCGAAGUUAAAACCACUACGUCCACAACAACAGCUGCCACUAUCAAGCUUCUCGACGGGCUCUUUUUGGCAUAUGGCGCACCAGUAACAAUAGUGUCGGACAACGGACCACAGUUUACCGCCACGGAAUUUAAAACUUUUCUGCAGCAGAGCGGUGUAAAAUAUCACAAGCUGUCAGCUCCUUAUCAUCCUGCAACUAACGGUCAGGCCGAGCGUUAUGUACAGACGGUCAAAAAUGCUUUGAAGGCGAUGGGAACAACUAGUGAAAACUUGCAAAGCAAUCUUAACAUUUUCUUGCAACAGUACCGAAAAGCGCCGCACACCGAAACUGGAGAAUCACCAGCGAAAUUGUUCCUUGGUCGAAACAUCCGGACUCGACUGGACCUCGUAAGUCCACAGAAUGCCAACACGAACAUCACUGAGAAACAGCAAGCAACGUUCUCCCCAUCGUUCCGCUUAUUCACACCCGGCCAACAAGUGUUUUUCCUUUCCGGUAAUCCGCGGAUGGACAAAUGGAUUCCUGGAAUCAUUUCUGUACGGUUGGGAGAUUUGCACUACGAGAUUGUUUACAAGUCAAACCAUCUGAAACGUCAUGUCGAUCAAAUCAGAUGUUUCGAAGGUAGCGACGGAAAGUAG
Messenger RNA from Topomyia yanbarensis, 1296 nucleotides. RefSeq lists its product as uncharacterized. The coding region runs from base 1 to 1296 and encodes 431 amino acids. Gene Ontology annotation, biological process: DNA integration. Lineage: Eukaryota; Metazoa; Arthropoda; Insecta; Diptera; Culicidae. The transcript has a single exon. The record is from RefSeq and is a predicted model, not a curated record. Gene Ontology annotation, molecular function: nucleic acid binding.